Molecule: messenger RNA, 4667 nt
Organism: Manis javanica (Malayan pangolin)
Lineage: Eukaryota; Metazoa; Chordata; Mammalia; Pholidota; Manidae
Gene: GPR148
Product: G protein-coupled receptor 148
Biological process (GO): detection of chemical stimulus involved in sensory perception of smell; G protein-coupled receptor signaling pathway
Cellular component (GO): membrane
Molecular function (GO): olfactory receptor activity; G protein-coupled receptor activity; odorant binding
Source: RefSeq, a predicted model, not a curated record
AAAAGUCUGAGUGUAGCCAGGCGAUGCGGACAACAUUUCAAUAUUCCUUGAUAUGGAUUGAAAUCUGCUAAUGCUGAAGAUGUCGGUAUGUUUGUGACGCCUGGGAUCGCAGAGACAGUCCUUGAAGAUCUCCGUGUCUACUGACGGGAAGAGCAGUUUGGGACCUGUCUCUGGAGGAACAUUCCUUUUCUGCAUGGGGUGACCUCUGCCACCUCCCGGCCCCGCCGGCCACAUGUAAGCUCUGUCCUUGCCAAUGAUGUUUCGUCUGUCUCUGCGCAGUUGUCUCCCCAUCCCUUCUACCACCACAAUGGGGGCCCAUAUGUUGUGCCAGGGCCCUUAUCCCCAGCCCUGCUCAAAUGGAAUCUCUCAGCUGGAAUUUCCUCCCCAUCUUUCCCCUUGUCUAGACCCACUGGCCCAAGGAUGAGCCAUGUAAUCAUCAAUCUGCCUUGCACAGCCCCUCUGCUGACAGGCAUGAAGGGUGUGCCAUGGGCAGGCCAGACUUGGCUCUUGCCUCCAUGGGGCUGAUCUGAUGGCAGAGUUAGACACCACCCACACAAGGAAACACCGAGACAAAUUGUGGCAAAUGGCAUAAAAGAAAUAAAGGGCAGUAUGUGAAUAUAAGGCAGAGAGCUCUGAUCCAUUCUAAGAGUCAGGAACACUUGCCAGAAAAGUCUUUUGAACUGACAUCUGGCUGGUAUGCAAAGGGGGUAUCAGUGUUCCUAGGGGGCAAGGGUCACACAUCCCUCGGGGAGCAAGGAGGAAGCCAGUGGGCUGGGGCACAGAGACGGAGGAGGCAGGUGAGCAGAGUCCCGACUGCAGUUGGUCUCACGUGUUAGACAAAGACCCUGGUUUUUAUCUUCAGGCCAGUGAGAGCCGGUGGAGAGUUUCAUCUAAUAUAGAAGCAAUGUGCUGAAGAAAUGAUGGCGCUGCAGUGACGGUGAGGAUGGUGGCGGCGGGGGUGACAUUGAGAGGAUGGCGUCUGUGGGGGUGACUGGUGGUGAUCAAGGCGAUGACAAGGAUGUGUUCACCGAGAUGCUGGUGAUGAAGAGUCCAGGGCCAGGAGGCCGAGGCAGGACCAUCUGGGAAACUGACGCAGUGAGGUGGACAGAACAGAUUGCUGGGGGUGAGUCUGGCCUCCUCUCUGCUACUUAUUUGCUGGGUGGUCUUGAGAAAAUACACACAGCUCAGCUGUGCCCCAGCCGCCUCUUCGUCAGCAGGACUCCUGAAGAGAGGAGGCAGAGAAGCUGCCUGGCACCUGGCAGCGGCUGCCGCGGUUCCCUCUGUGGCUCGGCAACUCACAGGCAUGCAGACAUGUGACCAUGAGCCCUGUGGGUGGAGACACCUCCACGGCCGCAGUUCUGCAGCCUGUUCAGGUGAUCCGGCCAGUUGCUGAGAGACACUGUGUUACUGCCAUGGGACCGAGAGCCCCCGUCCAGGUCACCCGUCCAACCUGGCAGUCCUGGCUGCCAGCUGCCUGUGGAGUAGCCGUGCAAGGUGGGGGCUCUGCUGGGAGGCUUCAGGGCUGCCUCUGCCCCUGCCCGCUGCCACACUGGGAAGUCCCUGUGCUACACUGAUGCCACAGUGCAUGCAGACGACACGGCUGUCUGUGGGGCACACUGAGGAAAGAGGCUGCCGGGCACCUGCGUAGCCUGCUGCAGGCCUCCAGUCAUUCCCAAGGCUUGCCCGAGCCCGGCAUCUCUGCACGCAGUGCUAGUAAGGACGCCUGCAGGGGAGUGCUGCACCCUGAGCAAGUACCAAAGCAAUUGCCUGUACCACAGCCUGCCACUCCUGCCAAGGGGCAUGGAGGCUCAGCUGGCACCUUGCCCCCAGGGCACCACAGCCUGGCCAGCCUCCGACCGGCUCAUCAGCCAGCCCCCCUGCCUGCCCCAGGCAGCCAGCAACACCUCCCUGCGUCCUGGAGACCUCAGGCUGCCCAUCUCUGAGCUGCGCUGGCUUUUCCUUCCCUUCGGCUUCCUGGCUGCAGCCACACUGGCUCUGAGCCCCCUGCUGCUGGUGACCAUCCUACGGAGCCAGAGGCUGCGGCGGGAGCCCCACUACCUGCUGCUGGCGAACAUCUUGCUCUCGGAUCUGGCCUACCUGGUCUUCCACUUGAUUAUCUCCUCCAGCAACCUGGGCAGCUGGGCCCUGGGCCGCAUCGCCUGUGGCAUCCUCUCAGAUGCCAUCUUUGUUGCCUACAACAGCACCAUCCUGUCCUUUGUGGCCACUGUGCUGCACACCUACCUGGCAGUGGCCUGUCCUCUGCGCUACCCCUCCUUCAUUUCCUGUGAGGCCUCGCGGAAGGCAGUGGCCCUCAUCUGGCUGGUGGCCUCCUUCUUCCCCACAUUUUUCCUGUGGCUCAGCAAGCGGCAGGAUGCCAGGCUGGAGGAGCAGGAGCCCCCAUGCAUGCUGAGGCUGAGCCUGGCCACGGAGCCUGGCGGCGCCCCCCUGCUCACUGCCACCCACACCUGCAUCUUGUGUGUUCUCUUUGUAUGCACAGCUCUCAUCACCUACUGCUUUUGGAGGAUCUACGCAGAAGCUAGGACUUCAGGUACCUGGGCGCAGGGCUACUCCCGGGCCAGGGGCACCCUGCUUAUCCACACAGUGCUAAUCGCCCUGUAUGUCAGCCCAGUGGUGGUGUUUUCCCUGGACAUUGUGCUGACCAAGUACCACCACAUCAGUGCCAGGACACACAUGUGGCUCAUGGCAGCCAACAGUGAGGUACUCACCAUGCUUCCCCGUGCGAUGCUCCCCUACCUGUACACACUCCGCUACCGGCAGCUUCUGGGGAUGGUCCGGGGCCACUUCUCUUCCAGGAGGCACAUUGACAUCUUUGCUAUUUCUCAGAACAGACUUCACAGUCUGGCAGGAUGAAGUUAAAAAUUUUAUGUUGGAUGCAUCCGCAUCCACCUAUGGCCAUCUCCUCAAACUGUGACACAUCAUCGUGGGACAGGACCUUUAAGAUGACCUCAGUUGAUGGUGUUCAGCCUGUCAACCCCUUUAACAAAGAGAAAGCUCUCUUCUAGUGACACCGAAACUACUCGAAAAUGGAAGUGCGUACAGGUGACUCAGCAGCAUUCCGGUCAAAGUUGGGAUGAGGUCUCGCCUGUGCCCGUCCAGGGGUUUCCCCCACACCCUCCGCAGCCACUGACCAACACCAUGGACAAACAGUGUGGACAAACACACUGAAGCCAAAGCAUUCCUGACAGCUGGAGUAUGUGAAGUCAGCCAAAGAUGUCUGAAUCAGGGAACCAUGAAACUCCACUAGGGCAGCACCUCAGGAUAUGGGAGGGAGGACAGCAAACCUGGGAUCCACCUCUAGUGAGGAGUGUCAUGGAGGCAUCUAUAAAGCUGGCACCCUGCAGAUUAAGGUCUCAGGACAAGGACAAUUAACAGUUAAGAGCAAGGGGACCACCUGCCCUGACUCGGGUUCCUUCAGAAGAGGAAGAAAAUUCCUUGAGAAUUUUUGAGUUGAAGCCACCUGUUGGACAGGGACUAUAACUAGGUUUCAAAUUAUCUCAGUGGCCAAAAUCUUCAGUCUGUGGUGGUGUGGUGGGUGUGACUCUUCUGGAGCAUGUGAGCUGUAAACUCAGAUCUCAAAGAAUUUCGACAGUAAAAGAAUCCCAAAGAAAAGGAGUUGUACUUAGUCAAAACCCACAAAACCACACAGGUGAUUAAGGCGCCGUGACUGAGAGUGAGAGAAACAAGACGGCCACACUGGACUGCAGCUCCUUGAAUUAUCAGACACUUGGGUAAUAGAAAAUGUUCCAUACAUUUUAACACAUGAAAAUAUGGGUAAAAAAACAACACAUUUUUAAAAUAACCAAGCAGAUUGGGAAAAGAAUUACAUAGAACUUCUAGAAAUAAAGAAAUAUAAUCAUCAGUAUUUCAAAACAUGGGUACUGUUCACAAUGGGUUAAAUCAUAUACUUAAAUGGACACAACUGGAGAGAGAUUCUGCAAACUGGAAGAUAGGUUCAAAUACAUUAUUUGAAUUCAAUGUGAACAAUAUAAAAGAGAGAGUAAGAGACACUGAGGCAGAAUAGAAAAGACGAACUUACAUCUAAUUUGGGACUAUAAUAGAGAAAAUGUGGAAGGACUAUUUGAAAUGACAACAGCUGAUAAUUUUUCAGAACUGCUGAAAGACAUCAAACCUCAAGUCCAAAAACUCCAGCCAGUUACAAAUAAGAUAAAUGACAAAUAAUUGACCUGAAACACAUCUUGUGAAACUGUAGGAGAUCAAAUAUAAAAACAAGACAUUUAAAGCAGGCAGAGAUAAAAGAACAGCAUUUAGACUGACAGCUGACUUCUAAAAAAAAAAAAAAGCAGUGAAACCCUACAGGAGCUGAAAUAAUAUUGUCAAUGUAACGUAAGAAAAUAACUAUUGAAAUUCUAUAUGCAGGACAAUAGCCUUUCCAGAGAGCAAAAUAAAGACCAUCAUAAAACCCAAAACCCAAAAACAAUAUUCCUACAAAUGCACAUUAAAGACAUUUUAAUGGAUGUAUUUCUAGAAGAAGAAAAAUUAUUCCAGAUUUAAGAUUUGUGAUGCAUGAAGAAAUGGUGAGAAAUAAACAUGAAAAAAUAUGUGUGUAAAUAUGAACAAUCAUGGUCUGGUUGACUACAUAAGAGCAAUAAAAGUUUCUAAUUUGGGGGCCUAGAAAAAAAAAAGAA